Messenger RNA from Myripristis murdjan (pinecone soldierfish), 4445 nucleotides. Its product is annotated as collagen type IV alpha-3-binding protein. NCBI's taxonomy places the organism in Eukaryota, Metazoa, Chordata, Actinopteri, Holocentriformes, Holocentridae. Gene Ontology annotation, molecular function: lipid binding. The transcript is spliced from 18 exons. Gene Ontology annotation, biological process: ER to Golgi ceramide transport. The record is from RefSeq and is a predicted model, not a curated record. The coding region runs from base 607 to 2487 and encodes 626 amino acids.
CCUCCCACCAGAGCACAGACGUCAGCUGAACAUGGCGUUGGACUAGAGAGCUGUCAGUAGUAACGGACAGAGGAAAACAAAACACACAGAGACGAUCCUCUGAAAGUCGGUGACGGCUUACUUUGGAGUGCGGAGGCUCGUGUGUGUGUAUUUCUUUUUUAUUUUAUCCACUAUUACCUCCUCUGGGACGGCAAACGUGCACUGGACAAGGCAAGAAAGAAGGGGGCGGUGGAGCAGAGUUGACAGCCACAGUCUUUAGAGCGACUAGCUAAUCUGUACUGUACACAUAAUGUGGGUUAACCUCGUUAACUAACCACCGUUACUUCUGCUUGGAGAGCUAACGUUAGCUGUCGACUCAACCAGGCAUACUGCUAUUUGGGUAAACUCACCAUGCGCUUUCAAAGCUAAUAGCUAACGUUAGACAAUACCACACAAGAUGAUCCUGUGAGCUCGUUUUUUUCUUGUUGCCUGACACUCAAAUCAGCGCAGCUCACCUGAGUCGGCUCGGCUUAAUCUCAUUCUGCCGGGUGUCGUAUGUUAAGUUCAUAUUGUUUUUUUUUUUUUUUCGCCAGUGGACUUGCAAACGUUAGCUAAUCAGAUAAGGAAAUGUCAGACAACCAGAGCUGGAACUCAUCGGGUUCCGAGGAGGAUUUUGAGCCGGAGUUGGGACAUCCUGUGGGUAUCGCCGAGUUCAGCGGAGUCCUCAGUAAGUGGACAAACUACAUCCAUGGCUGGCAGGAUCGUUGGGUGGUACUGAAAAACAACACACUGAGCUACUACAAGUCUCAGGAUGAGAGAGAGUAUGGCUGCCGGGGGUCACUCUGCCUUAGCAAGGCUGUUAUCACUGCUCAUGAGUUUGAUGAGUGCCGGCUGGACAUCAGUGUGAAUGACAGUGUGUGGUACUUGAGAGCGCAGGACCCAGAGCACAGACACCAGUGGAUUGACUCCAUUGAGCUGCACAGGAAGAUCAGAGAAGGGAGCAGAGAGAAGGGAGGAGUCCAGGGAUCAGUACUCGUCCCUCCACCGCUGGCUGAGUCUGGUUAUGGCUCAGAGUCCAGUCUGCGGAGACAUGGCUCCAUGCUGUCUCUCACCUCAGCCACCAGCGGCUACUCUGCCACCUCCACGUCCUCCUUCAAGAAAGGUCACAGCCUGAGAGAGAAGCUGGCUGAGAUGGAGACCUUCAGAGAUAUAUUGUGCAGGCAGGUGGACACGCUUCAGAAAUACUUUGACGGCUGCGCAGAUGCCGUGUCCAAGGAUGAGCUGCAGAGAGACAAAAUUGUGGAGGGUGAUGAGGAUGACUUCCCCAACACUCGGACGGAUGGGGAGUUUCUGCACAACAACAAUGGCAGCAAAGAGAAGUUGUUCCAGUCGCUGAGUCCCAAGGGAAUCAAUGGCAUAGAUUUCAAAGGCGAGGCCAUCACAUUCAAGGCCACCACAGCUGGGAUUCUGGCCACUCUGUCCCAUUGUAUCGACCUCAUGGUGAAGAGAGAGGACAGCUGGCAAAAAAGACUGGAUAAGGUACAUAACGAGAUGGAGAAGAGGCGACGGAUAGAAGAGAGUUAUAAAUCGGCCCUCAAUGAGUUGAAGAAAAAGUCUCACUUUGGCGGACCAGAUUACGAGGAGGGUCCAAACAGCCUCAUCAAUGAGGAUGAAUUCUUUGAUGCAGUUGAAGCUGCACUUGACAGACAAGAUAAAAUAGAGGAACAGACUCAGUGUGAGAAGACAAGAAUACAGAGGUCCAGCCCGGUUCCCUCUGGAGACAUGUAUUCCAGCGCUGGCACACACAGAUUCUCUGACAAGGUGGAGGAGAUGGUGCAGAAUCACAUGACCUACUCCCUGCAGGAUGUGGGCGGAGAUGCCAACUGGCAGCUAGUUGUUGAAGAGGGAGAAAUGAAGGUGUACAGGAGAGAGGUAGAGGAGAACGGGAUUGUGUUGGACCCACUGAAGGCCACCCAUUCAGUUAAGGGGGUGACUGGUCAUGAGGUCUGCCACUACUUCUGGGACACUGAUUACCGCAACGACUGGGAGACCACUAUUGAAAACUUCAAUGUUGUGGAGACGCUGUCAGACAAUGCUGUAAUUGUCUAUCAAACACACAAGCGGGUGUGGCCUGCAUCCCAGAGAGAUGUGCUGUACCUGUCGGCUAUGAGAAAGAUCCUGGCCAACAAUGAGAAUGACCCUGACACCUGGCUGGUCUGCAAUUUCUCUGUGGAUCAUGACAAUGCACAGCCAACCAACAGGUGUGUCCGUGCCAAAAUCAACAUCGCCAUGAUCUGUCAAACACUGGUCAGCCCACCAGAGGGAGACAAAGAGAUCAGCAGGGACAACAUCCUGUGUAAAAUAACAUAUGUCGCCAAUGUGAACCCGGGAGGCUGGGCUCCUGCCUCCGUGCUCAGGGCAGUGGCAAAGAGGGAGUAUCCCAAGUUCCUAAAGCGCUUCACCUCCUACGUCCAAGAAAAAACGGCCGGCAAACCCAUCCUCUUCUGAGGCGCACAGAUACCGUGCAACGUGAUGUGAAGCCACUCAGUCGUUCCAGGGUGCUUCAUUAAAGUUGAGAUGUGAACAGAGCCCCCUCCUGGAAUUUUUGAGGACCCAUCGUCUGCUGUCCUGCACAUCCAGACCACUGACAGCUACUCUGCUGCCAUGACCAUCCUACUUCUUUAUGUCUUUUUCAGCUGCCAAACCUCAGUCUUUAAAGCUGCUGCAGGCAAGUGUCUCUAAGCACAAUUUGAUCAUAGCUGGUGGAAUUCCCACUCUUUUCCAACAGGUUUCCAUAAACUAAAUGUACUGUGAAAACCCUGUUUGUAUUCUGCUCUGCCCCAAAUCAGCUAGCCGAUCCUGGCUAGUGGGCAUCAAAUAAAUUUUGCUGAUGUGUUUCAGCAAUAGCAGUGGUUUUAAAUGUGAUCCUGAGGCAGCAGAGCUUGAAGGGGUGGUUGUUGUCAUUUCAAAUUUUACCAAAAUUCCUCCCAGAAAUUCCCCCUAUUUAUCAAACUUGCCCACAGCAGCUUUAAGGUGGUUCCAGUCAGGGAAAGUCAUUGUGGCACCCUCUGGUGGUUAUAUCCGUUACUUGUCCAUAUGAAUUUUCAUAGAAAAUAAUAUUUCUAGUUCAUUCGUACAUAACAGAGCUAUGAUUUCAUAUGAAAAAAAUACUUUAUGGAUUGCAAUUGCUUAUGGGUUGCCCCCCUCCCCCAUAGCUCAAAUAUGUUUGUUCUGUUCUGUCACUUUUUGCUCUUUUCUGACAGAUGUAUUAAUAUAUACAGUAAAUAUACAUAGACAAGAAAAUCUGCUAAGAGACUAAACUAACAAUGUUAGUCUUGCUCUUUGUAGUUGUCUUUUUUGUAAGAAAUGGGCUUUGUUCCUUCUUUGGGUUGAAUUUUUGUUUUUGUAAUGAUCAGUAAACUCUUAAGCUUUCUUUUAUGCUGCUAAUAUUAGCUAGUAAAACAUUGUGAUUAAGUCGUUUUUGAGCUAAAAACUCACUUUGUGUGUAGAGAGAGUCCUGAGGGCAGUCAUGAUUUCAUGACCCCUAUGACAGAGACUUGAGAAUUGUGACUCUUCUUGUGUCUCUCUGGUGAAGACCACACCUGCUGGUACUGAUGGAGAGACAAUACACAUUUUCCAGAUAUUUAAUGUACAAAAGACAUUAUUUACUUGGCUUAUGUUUAUGUCAUUGUUUAUAUGUUGCAGUAGCAUAAAGAAAUUUUUAAAAUGUUUAGCAAACUGUAUAAGCCGUCACCAACAAUUUUGCUGAACGUCCGCAAAAUCUUUUUGGGGUCGAAUCAACCCCAUAUGCCUUAGUCUAUGUAAUAAGAGAAGAAACUAAUGCUUUAGGAUGGGAUAAGGGUGGUGUUAGUACACCCAUGAAAUCACUAGCAAAGUGCCUCAUGGCCAUGUACUCCAUGUUGUCUUCACCUUUUGAUCCAGCUGAACUUCUCUCCCACAGUAUUUUAGUGAAGAAAUCAAUCAGGCUUCUGAGUGUGUGGUUUUCCAGCAGACGUUACAGCUGCGUGUCUCUCCAGUAACAAUGGCACAAAAGAAUUUGUUCUAAGCACAAGGUUACGUUUAGCAACAGUCUGAAAGGGUUAUUAUUAUUGGCCAUAUCAUUGCUUCAUAACUUCAUAUUCAUUGCUUUGCAGCGACAUUUGCUAAUUCCCAUUCCCAAACCUUUCAUUUAGUAAGAUAAAAACUAUAGCUGAAUGAUUGUUUCUGGGUGAGAUGAUGCUCAGGCUUUCGGCUACAGUAAGCGGAAAGACGCCAGGCUGGAAAGCAGACACCUCGACAAGGAGUUAUGAGUUAAGUUGCAUUUCAACCGAAUGUAGUAUUAGAGAGAAAUUUUGUAAAUAAGAUGUUCACACUAAUGCUGUUGAGAUCGACUUAAAAAUGUACUGUGACAACGUGGCACUUCUUUGCCCUGUUUAGAAAGAGAAAUAAAUUUAUCCUCCAGUUCA